Molecule: messenger RNA, 1854 nt
Organism: Rhinocladiella mackenziei CBS 650.93
Lineage: Eukaryota; Fungi; Ascomycota; Eurotiomycetes; Chaetothyriales; Herpotrichiellaceae
Exons: 1
Coding region: 1-1854 (617 amino acids)
Molecular function (GO): ubiquitin binding
Source: RefSeq, a predicted model, not a curated record
AUGACGCACAUUUCUGGCGCUUACAACAGUUUUACCAGGGUCAAGAUUGCCGGUGACUGCUUCGAGGCUUCAUAUUCUUCCCUCGGUUUCUCACCACUUCAGUCCAGUAACAUUCUUCACCAUGCUGUCUUUGCACGUCUUCGUCAGUUGCCCGACCCGACCAACACUCCUGACUUCACAGAGAUUUCCCUUAUACCAAACAUGAACAGGGCAGAGAAUUCGACGCCGGCGACAUGGAACGAUUCAACUUCGGAGACAGAGGUGGUUGCCUUCCCCUUCCACUUGUAUUUCUGCUCUAACUCGCGACAGACUCUCCAAGCAGCUUACUGUCCUCCCCUGGACGAUGCCCUAUUUUAUGCUAUUGCGUCUGAAUAUGAACUCCCUCGAGAUCGAGAAACUUUGACAGCGAUACUGGACCGUUUGAAGGCCGGUGCAAUAGAACAAGAAAAUACAGACUUCGAUCCAUCGGGUACUGGAGGCCCUGCGCAUGGUCGAGAUGUAACAGAUCUUUCAAGGUCGAACCAAGAUGACACUGUAUCAAACGGAGUUACAAGCAUAACAACCAGUCUGUCAGAUCUGAGAUGGAAGGACUCAGAGUGUCUAGGACAAAGCUUGGAGAGCUCCUCCCUUGAUGGCAAGACAGCGUGGCUGCAAAAUGUGUUUCCGGGCGUACACCAACGGGAGUUAGCCAGCAUCCUUGAGAGCCACGAAGGUUCUCUCGAUAAAGCCACCGAUGAACUGCUCAAUCUUUCAUUCAUCAACCAAGGAUAUGACGAACAACUUCGGGAAGAUGUCCCGGUGUUGAAGGGUAUUGAAGCUUUUGCAGAAGAGGCACAAAUGAACCGGAAGAGAAGGAAGAAACGAAAGACUCGAACAAAUGAGUCUUCACGAGUGGGUUCUGCCUCCUCGUUUAGGCAUGAAACAGAGUAUACCCCUUCCAAUGUGUGGUCCACAAUGGCAGAAGACGUUGAUUUCAUUUGUUCAAGAACAAAUCUUCAACCACAGGCGGCAAGGUCCAUUUAUCACGCCAAUGGAGCCCGUUUGACAACGACCAUUCGCGCUCUUGCCAUCAGAGAGGGGGCGGCCUACGAGGGUCUUACAGAAGUUGAUCCGAUUGUCGAGGUACAGAUUGCUGAAUUUCAAAAUCAAUUUGAGCAUGUGCCCAGGUCGCAAAUGUACGGUCUGCUGAAAUUGGCUCGGAAUAUACCGUCUGCAGCGCAUGAGCUCCUAGAAGUCAUGACAGCACCAAGAGAAGUGCAGGAGCCUCGAAAACUACAGGGGGUUGUUCAAUAUGCACCUCUCGACCUGAAGGAAAAUCAGCUGCCCCGGUCACCGUCAACAUCAACCCGGACUACUGUCAAAAAUGGUGUCGGGCGAGGAACCGCAGCAAACCACAGACUUGCGGCGAAUCAGAGCUUCGAGCAAGCUGCUGCGGCGUACAGGAGAAGCAAGUCUAAUCGUCUUUACGGAGGAGUCGCAGCAUACUACGCCGAGGUUGGACAUGAUCGAGCAAAAGCUGCCCAGGAGCUCCAAGCGGCGGAGGCCGAUCUCACUGUGGCCAGACAAUCGUCUUCAAAUAUGCUUGAUCUUCAUGGGGUGAAGGUUCAAGAUGCCAUCCGGAUUGCAAGUGUUAAAACUCAAGCUUGGUGGGAUGGCUUAGGCGACGUGAAGUAUGCUCCCGCAGGAGGUGGACCUGCUAGAGACCGGUUCAGAAUUGUGACAGGAAUUGGAAGUCACAGCAAGAACCAUGCCCCGAGAAUUGGCCCCGCAGUUAGCAAGAUGCUCAUGCGGGAGGGAUGGAGGAUUGAGAUCGGGCAUGGGGAGUUGUUUGUCACAGGAAAAAGUCUAAAUUAA